Messenger RNA from Sipha flava (yellow sugarcane aphid), 850 nucleotides. RefSeq lists its product as uncharacterized. The transcript is spliced from 4 exons. Lineage: Eukaryota; Metazoa; Arthropoda; Insecta; Hemiptera; Aphididae. The record is from RefSeq and is a predicted model, not a curated record. Bases 362 to 850 code for a protein of 162 amino acids.
CCAGUAUAAUACAAUAUUACCGUCGGGCACGCUCGUCGUUACUUGCGGAUUUCAUAAUAUCAUUCGCGAAAUGUUAUAGUCAAUUGAAACAAUCGUUUCAACGGUGUACUUAUGUUUAACAUUUCUUACUCGUGUAAAGACUCAAGGUUUAUGCCAAAAUAUUUGGAUAAUGUGAGUGAAAUAAAAAAAUACCUAAAAAAAAUAAACCAAUGUAUAUACACGUAAAAUGUGGAUGGUGUGUGUGUUUUGUGUAUAAUAAAUAACUGCAAGGGCGUGGGCGUUGCACGACAGGAAACAACUAAACCGACCCUUCCACUGUAAAACUUACGAGUUACAUUUUCUACGUGGUCAUUCCACCAAAAUGCGUGCGUUAGGCAAGAGCCUGGUCGUGGUAAGCGCAAUCGUGUUGUACUGCAUCAGUUGUAACGCUACGGAAAUAUUUCGAACUAAAAGAGGAGUCGUUCCUGGUAACGCGGCGUCCAGGCCUAAAGACACCAUUAGAAAAUCUGAAUGCCGUCACGACAAUCACUGCAAGGCAUGGCCAAAGACAUCAUGCGGUAAGGAUCCGGUGGACGGAAAAAGUCGAUGCUUGUGCGCCGAUCAAACACAUCCGAUCAACGACGAUUGCAUUACCUCACCUCAAGAAUUAGGAAUGGCUUGCGAGCGGGACAUUCAGUGCAUUCAGUUGGCUUAUUGUACGCACAACGUAAACGAAACAAAUCCAGAUAUCAAAAUAUGUCAGUGCAGGGAGGAGUAUACCGACGAAGACGGAACAUGCAGUGGUGGUGAACGUGCAAUAAUAUCAAUAUUUUUAGCAAUUAUAGUUGCCAUUAUUUUUCAAAAAUAUUAA